Messenger RNA from Pseudomyrmex gracilis, 555 nucleotides. RefSeq names its product NADH dehydrogenase [ubiquinone] 1 beta subcomplex subunit 2, mitochondrial-like (gene Ndufb2). The transcript has 4 exons. The record is from RefSeq and is a predicted model, not a curated record. The coding region runs from base 92 to 427 and encodes 111 amino acids. Lineage: Eukaryota; Metazoa; Arthropoda; Insecta; Hymenoptera; Formicidae. Gene Ontology annotation, cellular component: mitochondrial inner membrane.
UUUUGUUAUCAAUUACAAGCAAUUGUAAACUCGCAACUCGUAAAUGUGAAGUGAAGGAUCGAGUGCAGCAAGUAGCAAUUUGUUGUCGACGAUGAUAACUUCACGAGGAUUAAAUUUAUUAAAAUUUGUUUAUAGUAAUAGUCAAAGAAAAGUUGCAGCAACGAAUUUGCGGACUGUUAGAUUAGGUCACGACAGUCACUAUCAUGGAUCUUAUCGUGACCAAUUUCCACCAAUAGACAAGAAAGAAAUAAUUGCUGCUGAAAUUUUUGGAGGCUUUAUGUGGUGGUGGAUAUUAUGGCAUUUCUGGCAUGAUUUUGGUCACAUUGUUGGAGAAUUUCCAUAUCCAGAUCCAUCUGAAUGGACGGAUGAGGAAUUAGGUAUACCACCUGAUGAGGACGGACCUUUAUCACGUAUAAAUAUUGAAUAGUGUUACAACAGUGUUGUUAGAGAUGUCAUUGUAAGACCAGCAGUCUUCUUCAAAAAUGGUUUUUAGUUAUUAUAUUUUACAUGUAGAAUAUACUAUCACUGUGAUUAAUGUAAAACUUUUAAAGCUUG